This is a messenger RNA of Python bivittatus (Burmese python), 1059 nucleotides long. RefSeq names its product developing brain homeobox 1 (gene DBX1). Gene Ontology annotation, molecular function: DNA-binding transcription factor activity, RNA polymerase II-specific; DNA binding. Gene Ontology annotation, biological process: regulation of transcription by RNA polymerase II; cell differentiation in spinal cord. The record is from RefSeq and is a predicted model, not a curated record. Lineage: Eukaryota; Metazoa; Chordata; Lepidosauria; Squamata; Pythonidae.
AUGAUGUUCCCAAGCCUGCUCGCGCCUCCCGCCGUGUACCCGAGUCUCCUGCGGCCGACCCCGACUCUCACGUUGCCUCAGACGCUACAGUCCGCCUUCUCCGGCCCCUCCGGCUUCUUGGUGGAAGACCUCCUGCGGAUCGGCCGGCCGGCAGGUUAUCCCCCCAGAGGAAGCGCCCCGCCGCCCAGCUUGUCUCCCCCGGUUGGGGGCGCCGGCGCCGCCAGGACUGACGCGGCGAGCGCAGCCGAUCUGGGGACUGCCGAUUCCUCCGGCGCCAGGACCAGCUGCUCCUCCCAGUCGUCGGUCUCUUCCAGCGGGGACGCCACUUUCCUGAAGUUCGGAGUCAACGCCAUCCUGUCCUCACCUCCGCGGACAGAGACUUCUCCCGCGCUGAUCCAGAAUGUCCCCGUCAAGACCUUCUCCUUCCCCUACUUCGAAGGCUCCUUCCAGCCUUUUAUUAGAUCAUCUUAUUUCCCAGCUUCCUCUGUGGUGCCUAUCCCUGGCACAUUCUCUUGGCCCCUGGCUGCCCGAGGGAAACCACGCCGAGGGAUGCUCCGCAGGGCAGUCUUCUCAGAUGUCCAACGCAAAGCCCUGGAGAAAAUGUUUCAGAAACAGAAAUACAUCAGCAAACCAGAUAGGAAAAAACUGGCAGCUAAGCUGGGCCUAAAAGAUUCCCAGGUGAAGAUCUGGUUCCAAAACAGAAGAAUGAAGUGGAGAAACUCCAAAGAGAGAGAACUCCUGUCAUCUGGUGGCUGCCGGGAACAAACCUUACCCACAAAGUUCAACCCUCACCCAGACCUCAGUGAUGUGGGCAAGAAAGGCACUGGCGAGGAAGAGGAGGAAGCAGUAUCCCCAUUGUACCCAGCUAGCCCAAGGCAUUCCUUAGCUUACCACCAGUCCACAGAUCAUACACAUCAGAGAGACAGGUUGGAUUCCCAGAUGCUCCCUUCCCCCACACAUUCCAGCAGUCCCAGUAAGCCAUCAGACUUUUCAGACUCAGAAGAGGAGGAAGAGGAGGAAGGAGAGGAGGAGGAAGAUGAGGAGAUCACAGUUUCGUAG